AUGAAAGGCAUGGUAAAAUAUUUUAAAUAAAUAAAUUGUAAUUAAGUUGACAGUGAUCCAGAAAAAUUCACACUGAAUUAAAUCUGUAAAUUUUGAAUAUGACACAAUAGUCUUAUUUUAUAUUUGUCAUAUUAGCGGAUCCUACCAGUUGAUUAAGGAUGCUGGCCACCAUGAAGCUGAAGAUACAUCAGCUGGGGCAGAUGGUUUCUUCUGGAAAAAUAUCUCUCUGGGAGUUCCAAAUGCACUUGUAGGAGGGGAAGUGCAUAUCUGGGUGUAUAUGUAUGAGAUUAAAGAGUUGACUAUCAGGUGUCACACAGAUCUCAAAUAACAAGAAGCAACGGAAGAUUAAAAAAAAUAACAGCACAGAGGCAAUAUUUAUUGAGAUGAUUUCAAGGGGAAAAGUUUUUUUCUUGUCUUUUGUUCUCGUGCUUUGAGAGCUAUGCAUAGUUCUAACUCAAAUGUGAAUUGCCUAAAUGUAUAACUACUGGAUAUAAGAAAAAGCAAACUAAGUUACUGCCUGAAGUAUUAGAAGUGAGACUUCCUUUUUCCCAGCAGGGUGGAUUACAAUUACAAUUUCUGCACAUACAAUAUUUUUUAAGAUACAUGAGAACAGGACCUCAGUCCAUCUCGUUGCCCUUUCUGAUGAAUAGUUUGUCAUACCAAUUUGUUUUCAUUGUAUCCUGCAGGUAGGACACAUUUAGUGCCAUAUGAAAUACACACCAGCUGCUUUCCACAUCCUUCCAGCUUGAGGAAUAAACUGCAGUUUUUGAAAGGCUGCAGAUUGCACUUUAAAUGUGUGAUAUUGUCAUCUUUCUCUUAUACAGGUCCUGUAUCUAAUAACCACGCAACAAAUUUGUUGUUAUGCUAUUUGUUGUUUCAGCUUUUGUGCGAUGCUAUUCAUCUUUAUAUCAAGGUUUUGCUAGGUUACUUUACAAAACACCUGGGAAAGUAUUUAAAAUGUAUAAGUCUUCAACUGCAAUGCGCCCAUAUGAGAAAUACUCUCUUAAACAGGGGCACGCAGCUUAUAUGUCCUUUCUGUCCAGAUAAGUUACUUUGGAUCUAAGAACGUAAACGUCAAACUGCAUGUGGUUACUGACACUAACAAAAAACAGUGUGGCGCAAAACAGUUCCUACACCUGACUUUUAUCGACCUCUCAAUCUGUCCUGAAGGGAAUUUUCCUCCUGGGACAAACAGCAUCCUCGCCAACACCACCUGAAGGAGGCGCCACCCUGCUUUAACAGCACACAUUCCCUCCACGCCUUAAGCACCAGAGUCGCCCCACCCCCGCACCAGCCCAAGGCCGCGCCUCCCAGCGCAAGGUAUAUGACGUCAGAGCACCGCCCAUUUUCACGUGGUCGCGGGCCAUCAGAGAAUUUCCAUUUGAAGUUGGCGCCCAGCGAAUCCUCCCAUGGUGCCCCGCGCGGCCGCUUUCCCCUCUCCCCCCCUCCCUUCGCUCGGCUCCGGCGGUAGCGGCUGCCGGGCCUGCGCACGCGCACUGUCCUUCCCAGCCGCCAUUUUGUGUCCAAAGCGACUGUGGAGCGAUUAAACCGCGAGCUGGUGUUGGGCGCUGGCGGCGGCCGCUAGUGGCAGGGCAGCGGCUUGAGGAGCUCCGCAGGACCCGAACGGGGCGGGGGCCGGGGCUGCAAGGGCGGCCCGGAGGCGCCCCCGGGGCAGGAAAGUGACAUGGAAAGUGAAGCAGUUGAGGCUGUUGGCGAGGAAUCUGAAACUUUCAUUAAAGGCAAAGAAAGGAAGACGUAUCAGAGGCGCCGGGAAGGUGGGCAGGAAGAAGAUGCUUGCCCAAUGCCACCCAACCAGGCAGAUGGGUCUGAGGUGGUGCAGGAUGUAAAUGCUGGUGUUCAGAUGGUCAUGAUGGAACAGCUUGAUCCAACACUGCUACAGAUGAAGACAGAGGUCAUGGAGGGCACUGUGCAACAGGAAGCUGAGGCAACAGUGGAUGACACGCAAAUAAUAACACUGCAAGUUGUAAACAUGGAAGAGCAGCCUAUCAACCUUGGUGAACUCCAGCUUGUCCAGGUGCCUGUUCCAGUAUCUGUACCUGUUGCCACCACUUCUGUGGAAGAAUUGCAAGGGGCCUAUGAAAAUGAGGUCUCGAAGGGGGGUCUUCAGGAGGGGGAGCCCAUGAUCUGCCAUACACUCCCGUUGCCAGAAGGUUUCCAAGUGGUAAAAGUUGGGGCAAAUGGCGAAGUGGAGACAUUAGAGCAAAGUGAACUUCAACCCCAGGAAGAUCCUAAUUGGCAGAAAGACCCAGACUAUCAACCCCCAGCCAAAAAGACAAAGAAAACCAAAAAAAGUAAACUCCGUUACACAGAGGAAGGGAAAGAUGUGGAUGUUUCUGUAUAUGAUUUUGAGGAGGAGCAGCAGGAGGGAUUACUCUCAGAGGUCAAUGCAGAGAAGGUGGUGGGCAACAUGAAGCCUCCUAAGCCAACAAAAAUUAAAAAGAAAGGUGUAAAGAAAACAUUCCAGUGUGAACUGUGCAGUUAUACUUGUCCACGUCGUUCAAACUUGGAUCGUCACAUGAAAAGCCACACAGAUGAGAGGCCACACAAGUGCCACCUUUGUGGCAGAGCUUUUCGUACAGUCACACUGCUGAGAAAUCACCUCAACACUCACACAGGUACUCGUCCUCAUAAAUGCCCUGACUGUGACAUGGCCUUUGUGACAAGUGGUGAGUUGGUUCGGCAUCGCCGCUAUAAACACACCCAUGAGAAGCCAUUCAAGUGUUCCAUGUGUGACUACGCUAGUGUGGAGGUCAGCAAAUUGAAACGCCACAUUCGCUCUCACACUGGGGAGCGUCCAUUCCAGUGCAGCUUGUGCAGCUAUGCAAGCAGAGACACUUACAAACUGAAGAGGCACAUGAGGACCCAUUCUGGUGAGAAGCCCUAUGAGUGUUACAUUUGCCAUGCACGAUUUACACAGAGUGGGACUAUGAAGAUGCACAUUCUGCAGAAGCACACGGAGAAUGUGGCUAAGUUUCACUGUCCACACUGUGAUACAGUUAUUGCACGGAAGAGUGACUUAGGUGUCCAUUUGCGAAAACAGCAUUCCUACAUUGAACAGGGCAAGAAAUGUCGUUACUGUGAUGCUGUAUUCCAUGAGCGAUACGCACUAAUCCAGCAUCAGAAAUCUCACAAGAAUGAGAAGCGCUUCAAAUGCGAUCAGUGUGACUAUGCGUGUCGACAGGAACGGCAUAUGAUCAUGCACAAGCGAACCCACACUGGAGAAAAGCCUUAUGCCUGUAGCCAUUGUGAUAAAACCUUCCGCCAGAAGCAGCUACUUGACAUGCACUUCAAGCGCUACCAUGACCCAACCUUUGUCCCAGCUGCCUUUGUCUGCUCCAAGUGUGGCAAAACAUUCACACGUCGUAACACAAUGGCCAGACAUGCAGACAACUGUACAGGUCCUGAUGGAGUAGAAGGAGAGAAUGGAGGGGAGCCCAAGAAGGGGAAACGUGGUCGAAAGAGAAAGAUGCGCUCCAAGAAAGAAGACUCUUCUGACAGUGAGGAAAAUGCAGAACCAGAGUUGGAUAAUAAUGAGGAGGAGGAGGAGACAGCAAUUGAAAUUGAAGCUGAACCAGAAGUGGAACCUGUUGCCCCAGUGCCACCACCAGCUAAGAAACGAAGAGGAAGGCCACCAGGGAAAUCCAAUCAACCAAAACAGACCCAGCCAACAACAAUCAUUCAGGUGGAAGACCAGAACACUGAUGCAAUUGAAAACAUUAUAGUGGAAGUCAAGAAAGAGCCUGAAGCAGAGACUGUAGGAGCCACUGCAGGAACACAGCCGGCUGCAGCGGAAGCACCCAAUGGAGACCUCACUCCAGAGAUGAUUCUUAGCAUGAUGGACCGGUGAUGGAGGAAGGGUUGUGCACGGACUGAACUGGCCCUGGCCUCUUUGGAAGUGGAUCAAUCCCUUCUUUUUGUUCUUUUUUAUUAUUUUAUUUUAUUUUAUUAUUUCUUUGUUUUUGGGAAAUGCAUCAUAUUUUUUUAGACCAUUUACCAAACAAGCCGGGAAGCAAACUUCAAAUGAUGUUAGAAAGUGAUUUGCCUAUAACUCUUUAUCUGUUAAAUGUUAGCCUAACCGGAUCAUGGAAUGUGGGGUGGGUUUUUUUUUUUGUUUGUCUGGAAUCUCUAGAGGUCUCUUGCGAAUCACUUGAGUCCAUUAGCUCUGAACUGCAUUGUAGUGAGGAGACAACCAGCCAUACAUAACAUGGGGCGGAAGGGGACAACAGAAGCCUAAACUGAAAACUUCAACCAAUUUCUCUGGAUCAGCUUCUGCUGUUCUUCAAAGCUCUUUGAACUUGUUUCUCUCUGUAGAGGUUUUAAUUGUAAAUGCAGACAUGAGAGGGUUGUAAAACUUUUUGCUAUUUUGGUUUCACUUUUUCUCCCCUUCCACUGACAGGUUCCAUGUCAGCACUGUAGGUUUGGCAUGUUCCAGCAGGUGUCUUUCUUCCCUGAUACUUUGCAUUCUUAAGGGCAUCUCUGUAAUGAUCAAAUUUGUAAAUAACUUUUUUUUUACAUUUUAAUCUUUUUUCCAUUUAAUUAAGAGAAUUGGGGGAUGUGGAUUAAAAAAAGAAAGCCCUAUCAUUUUGAAACUUGGGGGGGGGAGGGAAGAAUUAUUGAGGAAUUGGUAUAAAAUGAAAACUGGAAGUGAAAUCAGUGGAAGAAUGUUGGUCAGGUGUUAAUAUGGCAAAAAUCAACACCCAACUCCGUUGCUAAGUACAUGGACAUAGUCUUUAUAAGAGUCACUUAAACUACCUUUUUGAGUUUCAAGUUUUCACAGCUAUAUUUUUCUUUGCUUUUUUGUGUGUGUUUAUGGAUUCUAUAUUGACAACCAAGGUGUUAAUUUGUAAUAGGGCUUCCCGGCCCUUGAUACCUAUGGCAGGAAAUUUUACUAGGUCAGUAAUUAUAACAUGGGGGGUGUCUUUAAUUAAAAAGGAAAAAGAAUAAUGUGAAAUACAAAAAUGAUGCCUGGAUACAAAUCAUCACAUGUUAAAAAUGCAUAAGCUUUUUAUAGAGUCUUGCUGAUUUCAGAAGAACUUUCUUCUGUCUAUUGCUUUUUAAGAGAGCUAUCAGGUUAGCUAUCUGAUCCUAGGUUGAUGCAUUUUGUACUUAGCUGUACUGUGUGAUAUUUUUCAUUAUUUUAGGAACCCAACAUGAGAUAAAAUGUUAUAAAACACAUAAUGGGUUUGGAUUCUGGGAAGGAGAAUAUACUGCUGUACAGCUAAUAAAUAUUAAUGAGUAUG
Molecule: messenger RNA, 5261 nt
Organism: Pogona vitticeps (central bearded dragon)
Lineage: Eukaryota; Metazoa; Chordata; Lepidosauria; Squamata; Agamidae
Gene: CTCF
Product: CCCTC-binding factor
Biological process (GO): regulation of transcription by RNA polymerase II
Cellular component (GO): nucleus
Molecular function (GO): RNA polymerase II transcription regulatory region sequence-specific DNA binding; DNA-binding transcription factor activity, RNA polymerase II-specific
Source: RefSeq, a predicted model, not a curated record